Drosophila persimilis is the source of this 4964-nucleotide messenger RNA. RefSeq lists its product as uncharacterized. NCBI's taxonomy places the organism in Eukaryota, Metazoa, Arthropoda, Insecta, Diptera, Drosophilidae. Bases 859 to 4074 code for a protein of 1071 amino acids. The transcript is spliced from 7 exons. The record is from RefSeq and is a predicted model, not a curated record.
UGUGUGUGUGUGUGUGAAUGUGCCUGUUCCCGUGCGUAGGUGUUGGUCGCGUGUCGUUGCCGUUGCCGUUGCCGCUGCCGCUGCUGCCGCCCGUUGCCUCUUUACAUGUAAAGCAGAUUGUGCAAAGCGUUUUUUUCGUUCCUUUUGUGGUUCCAUCAUAAGACCAAAAACUUGAUUUAUAAUCGGUACGUGCGGCCAGCAGUAAAUCAAUAAAACAAUAUAAACCCAACCAAAUCAAUUAAUUUAUAUACAAACCGAAUGCAGUCAAAGUGUUGAUCGAAUAUCGAAUAAGACAAAAGUAUUAAAUAAAAUCAAGAGAGAACCAACCGGCCACCAACAUGUAAGGCAAGGCAGGCAGCUCAGCAAAGUUAGCUUUUGCCCCCGCUCCCCUCCAAAGAUGGCCGCCAGGAUGUGCAGCAGUAGCAGCAGCAGCAGCAGCAGUGUUUCCAUCGUCAUCAUCUAGCUGCAACAGCGUCCAGUGCAGCACCAGCAGCAGUUGCAGCAUCCAUGCAACAUACCCACAUAUACACAGAAAUACAUAUUUCGAACGCACACUCUCGCAUAGUCCACUCUUAAAGGCGGUGCUUUGGCAAUCUUAUUACCGAAAGAGCAUCCAACAAAAAGCAUUCGUCUGCUGUUCCCAGAACCAACAAACAGAGAGAGAGAGAGACAGCUCGGCCCAAGAUCGGCGCUGCGCUGCAUUACUCUGCAUUUCGUAUUUGACAGUUGACAACGAGAGACGCUCGGGCGCGCACAGCAGUUAACUUAGACCCGACGGCGACGCGUCGCUGCCGUCGUUCGUCGUUGUCGUCGCUUUCGAGUUUCCCUUUUUUUUCGUUCCCGGGUGUAAUUGCGAUUAUGAGCGAGACCUUCAAAUUGUCCGAAAUGCAACGCACUAAUAUCGAGUUUGAACGUCAGCGUCAUUUGGCCAAUUGGCUGGUGAAGAGCAGUCCACACAUGGCAGCAGCAGCAGCGGCAGGAGUAUCCACACCCCCAUCGGGGGCUGCGGCAAACACAUCAAACACUGGAUCAACAGGAGGAGUUGGGGCAGCGGCAGGAGGUGCUGCGCAAGGCGGCGCGCCCAGCAACAGCGUCGCAGCUGCAACAGCAGUAGCAGCUGCAUGUAACGGUGGAGCCCCAGCGGGCGCCCAUCCCGGCCACAUGGCUGCGGGGGCGCGCAAGCCCAAGCUGCGGCGCUUCAACUCCCACGACACCAGCUCCAACAUGUUCUCGGUGGCGGAAUUCGAGAACGCCCGACUGGCGCGCCGCAACGAGAUCGAGCUGAACCAGCGGCUGGCCCGACGCCUGCGCAACAACGCCAACGGCAUCUACGGCCUUGGCGCUGGCUCCGCUGCAGGCAACGGCGGUGUCGGUUACUCUGGCUUUUGUGGCGGUCUAAACGGCAGCGGCGACUACUCCACCGGCGACAGCAAGGCUUCCAAGGGGAGUAGCGAGUCACAGCAGGAGCCGCUGCCCGCCGACAUAUUCCUCGAGCGGUACUCGCUGCCUCGUGUCGUCCGCAUCCUGCAUACGAGCAAGAGCUCCAACGAGACCCUGCAGUCCAGCUCUUCGCACGGCUCGUCCACGGCGGCCUCCAGUAGCUCUUCGACGGGACCGAAGCCAGCCAGUGGCGGUCCAACGACCACUAACAAUACCGACACGGGCACUGGCACCAAUUCAUCCUCCAGCGCUGGGAGCGGCAACAACAACAGCAACAACAGGCCAUGCAGCAAUGGGCACGAUGAGCUCUUCCUGCUCUACAGGCUGGUGCGACAGCGGAAUAUCUAUCAUGGACACAAUGCCAAGUCUCAGGCGUCGCAGCGCAAGAAAACUGUGCUAAUACCACAAGAGUUUCCAGGCUAUUUCUCGCUGCUCAAUGAGAAGGGUCUACCGACAGCCACGCAGUACAGCUCGCUGAUGCAUCUGGUAAGGGAGCGGGUGUACAAGUUCGUUUCGGUGGACAAUAUGCCAGCGUUUACAGAGUCCUCGCCAGCGGGCAGUGCCAGCAGUCCCACGCACGAGGGCUGUCUGCCCGUCAUCAAGGGACGGCCGCAGUACAUGAAGACGACGGCACGCGGCGGACAGGUGUUCCGUCUGCUGGCCGUUUUCGAGGAUGGCAAGCAGGAGAACGGACACGGCCAGGGACAGGGUAACUUGUCGCAGCACGGCAGUGGGAAUGUGGCCAAGUCCCAUUCUAGUGGCUAUAUCGGGCGCGAGAAGGAGAAGAACCGCUACGCCCAGUUGCUGAACGAGAAUCGUCAGGUGAUGUACGUCCCCCUGGCCACCAAGGGAAAGUUCUACGAGAUUGAGCCGGGUAUACCGCAGCUGCUGCAGAAGCUGGGCGAUGCGCAGCGCAAGCUCAAUCCGGAUUGUGUGCACCGAUUGGGGGCCCUGGUGACGGCGGCCAAACUGUUGCCGGUGACCCUGCGCUACAUUUCGGGUCCCGGCGGACCGGAGAUACCCGAACAGCUGUGCAUCAGUCAGGUUACCAAGGAGGAUGUGGCUGUUGGUUGCCCCAUCGAGGACGUGGACACGCAGACGCCGCUGCAGCUGAGAAAGUUCUACCCCAGUCGGGACAUGCAGCUGCUCAGGAGUUACCUGGGCUUCGAUUCCGAGCAGCGAAUGCUGGCCAACACCAAUGUGCAGAACAUGCUGAAGUUCUGCCAGUUCAACUGCGACCAGUUCCUGAGGCUGGUGGAGGUGGAGCUGGUGCAGCGCUCUGAGCGCUCUGGGAGCAAGAGCAGGGAGGGCCUCAGGAUCCUGAAGCCGCUACACUUGCCUAGAAUUUUGAGGCGAGAGAAGAGCACCAUGGCCGCAGCCCACGAGAAGGAGGAUUCGAUUAUAUUCCUUAGCAAGACCGAUUUGGAAAAUCUAGAGGCCAAGGAAGCGGCAGCUGCAGCAGCGACUGCCUCCUUGGCGGACGCCGGAACCAAUCGCAUUUCGGAACGCAUGAAGGUGUUUCAGUCGACCAAGAAGAAGUGGUUCGGUAAGCAGCAGCAACAGCACCAUGAGAAGCUGCAACCUGAUUCGGAGCUGGAUGUGCAGGCCAAGCGGAUGAGUAUGGAGCGCUAUACGGACAUGUCGAAGCUGCUGCAGGCGCGAUUCGGCUCAGAUCAAGACCAGCCAGAGCGGGAUGCCAUCUCGUUGAACAGUGGCGGAGCCUCCGACACCGAGACUACAACUCUGACCACCAUAGAGCCCAAGUCCUUGGACACGCUGCUGCAGAAGUCCAUGUCGCUGCAGGACAUCGAGCUAUUGAAUGGCCAGUGCAAGCCUCGUCCCGACCUGCUGGCCACACACAGUCACACAGAUGCCAUCAGCGAGGCGGGCACCGAACUGGAAGAUGUGGAGAAUCAGACGCCGCCGCCGCAGUCGUUCAUUACCGAAAAGCUCUACAAUGAGUUUCACGUGAAGACACGGCAGUACAGCAAGUCCUCGUCGAGUCUCCAUCAAAUGCGUCACUUCUCGCUGCCCCAGAAGCUGCAGCUCCACGAGGAGGCGGAGCAGGAGGAUCGCAGCCUGAUGCAACUGAAGGCACACCAGCAGUCCCUGACCAAGCAGCCUGUCACGGGCCGUCGGGCGGCGGGUGGGGUCUGCCUGCUGGGAGGCGGACUGAACAAUAUACCCUCCCCGGUACCGAUCUCACCCUUCUCCCUGGUGGAGGACGAUCUGCCCUACUCGAGUGUGCGCGACUCCUUGGUCAUGGCCAGCGAUGGCUGUCUGCAGCCACAGGUUUCUGUAAGGUCGCCAGCCCCCUUGGACUACACCAAGGAGAACAUUUACGCGGAGAUCUGUCCCUCGCACACCGUCGACACCUUCUCGGGGGCCACACAGUUUACCCAUGUGCAGGAGGACGGCGAUGGGGAUGGGGAUGGGGACUACGCCUCUCUCAAGUAUCCGGCCAGUGGACCUCAGUCCGUCAGUCGCAUCGAGAUCAACGGUGGGGCAUCGAAGAGCGCCAUCAGCUACCACACAGUGUACUUGGGCGAGGAGCCGCUGGGGGAGAGGCAUGCGGCGCAUAUUACCACCGUUGAGCUGGCCGGGGAGGACAACAUAUACAAUACGCUCAAAUGAUGACUCAUGUGAUUCCGGCGACGUAAAUUGGCCGGCGCAAAGGGACUGUUUUAAGACACUUGGAGAUGCAGAUAGAGAUGGGGCAAGCCAGUGGAAAUACUUCACGUGAUCUAAUAUUAAAUGUCUCCUAAAAUCAUUCAUUCAUAUUCAAAUAUUGUCACUGUUCGUGGAAAGGAAGAGUCUCAUGCUCGAACUGAAUCAAAAUAUCAUUGUAAAUCAAUCUCUUGGAUCCCGAAAUGUAUUUCUAAGUAUUGAGACUAUUGUAGGGCAACAGACAGAGUAGAGAGACUUCUGGGGGCAGCUCAAACCGAUCUGAUAAUUGAAUAUACAUUCGAAUUUGAAAUCUUUUUGUAAAAUAAGGCUUUGUGUAUAAGAUCUGCAAAGGUCAGGAUUGUAUUCUCUGCAAAAGAAAUGAAUUUAUGUUUUAAUUUGUAUGAAACGUUCUAAUUCUUAAACAAUUUGUCCAUAAAACCACAUAAAUCUGUAUUAUAAUCAUAUAUUUUUGAUCAUAGUUUUAUCAAAGAAUACAAAAUACAGUUUACCUAGUAUUUCCGUUAAUUUCCCUUGUAAAACCUCCAAUGGAGACACAAACAAUAAGAAAAUUGUAUGACGCUGUUGCACAAAAGAAGAAAUUGAGAAAUUUUGAGUAUUUCCGUUUAGCUUUGCCAGAGAAAAUGCAAAAGUUCUUGUGUAUGAAUCUUGUGAAGCGAAAAUCGAAGCAAAUUAGCAAUGGAAUGGAAAGAAGUACAUGGAAUAUAUAUUUGUAGCAAUUAGCAUUAGUUAUAAGCAUAUGGAACAACUUUGUAAAUGAGACGUCCCUGUGGGCGACGAAAAACCCCUAGAAAUGACAACUCAAAUUGUAAUAUUAUUAUAAAACCAAGUGAAGACAA